Molecule: messenger RNA, 1290 nt
Organism: Tinamus guttatus (white-throated tinamou)
Lineage: Eukaryota; Metazoa; Chordata; Aves; Tinamiformes; Tinamidae
Source: RefSeq, a predicted model, not a curated record
AUGAGAGAGCAGGGCACAGCGGAAGGCUCAGGGCAGCGGCCGGAGCACGCGGAGCCCCGCGGCGUCACAACCGGCACCACUGUGAUGUCGCCGGCCACCGCGGAGUGGAACCGGGGCGGGCGCUGCCACGACCCCACGAGCCUCCCCUGUACGACCCCAGCAGCGCUCGCUGCCAUGGGCAGCCUCACGGAGCAGGCAGAGAUCAAGCAAGCGCAAACCAACCUGGAGAACCAGAUCUUGAUGGUGGCCUCCGACAGCCUCAAGCACAAAGCGAGGGUGAUCCACCUCACGAAAGUGGUAGAGCGGGCACGAGAGGAGGUGAACCGGGGCUUCGCCGAGAUCCUGCAGGAGCUCCGGCAGCUCCACAGGAACUUGCUGGGCUUCCUCGACCAAGAGGAGCACGCGGCCCUGCUCCGCUUGGGCGACUCCAUCCAGGAGCGGCAGGAGAAGCUGGAGCAGCUCCGCAAACAGGACACGUGGCUCACGGGGCUGCUCGAGGAGGCCAGCGAGGAGCAGCUCCGGCAGGAAUUCCCCAAGGUUAAGGAGACAGCAGCCUGCAGCAAGCCCGUCCUCAGCCCCAAGUGCGAGGAGUCCUCGAGCUUCAUGGGCCUCAAGCAGAGCCUCAGCGAGCUGAAGACACAGGUGGCAGCAGUUGGUCUCUGCUUUGUCAAGAAAAUUGGUGGGAAAGGAAUCACAAUGCUGAACAAUGAAGUUGUACCUGCAGAUACAGACAGGAAGAGCCUCCUAAAAUAUUACUGCGAGCUCAACUGGGACACGAGCACGGCCAGCGAGGAGCUGCUGCUGCUGCAGGAGACGCGCUCGGCGCUCAACGUGUGCAUCCUGCUCGACGCCUUCGUCGCCUCCUGCCCGGGCUUCGGCUGCUGGCCCCAGGUGGCCUGUUCGCGGAGCCUCUGCGAGGGCCGCCACUACUGGGAGGCCGAGGUGUCCGACUCGUGGCUCUGCCUGGGCGCCACCUACAGCCGCCAGCGCCAGGCGGGCAAGAGCCACGUGUUCUACCUCAUGGGCAGGAACAGCGCCUCGUGGUGCCUCGAGUGGGACUCGCUGCAGCUCUCCGCCUGGCACGACAACGUCCAGACCACCCUCAAGGGCGGCUACUACCGCACCAUCGGCGUCUUCCUCGACUACGCCGCCGGCUCCUUGACUUUCUACGGCAUCACCAACACGCCCAACCUCAUCUACCGCUUCCUGGCCACCUUCACGGAGCCCCUGUACCCGGCCUUCAUGGUGAGCAGCGGCGGCUCCAUCACCUUGAAGCGACACCCCGAGUAG